AGAAUUGAAAUUAGCCUGUACAAACGCCUUAGCCGGGAAAAAAUUCGCACAAGAAAUUGGCGUUGACAAAGUGGACAAAUCAUUAGUAGCAAACUUCGAAAUCCUUAAUUUAGUCCCCGAACGUAGUUUUUUUCCGAACAGAAGCGAAGCAGACAUUUCUCCUAUUACGAGCGUCAAAUGGAAGCGAGUGGGAAUGGUUUCUGGCAGGUCGGUGCGUCUGGAUACCAUAAUUUGGCCGGGAGGUGACCUCUCGGUGGCAGCGGUGUCGACGAGGGCGAGGACGGUCUUCAGGGUGGUCACGGCCCUCGCACCUCCCUUCGUCAUGGAGAGCGAGUUGGACGAGGAUGGACAAUGCCUCAGAGGUCUUCCAUGUCAUCGGGUCCUUACUUCAGAUAAGGACAAUCUAACUCUAGUUUUCAACGAGAUGCAACGUUUGGAGGAAGAAGAGGACGAACAAGAGGAGGAGAACCAAUUUUCAGAGUACAAACAGUUCCCAGACGAUUAUAGUGACGACGACGAUCGUUUCUUCCCUUUUCAUAAGUUCAAAUAUCGCACAAACUGUUGCUACGGUCUAUCCAUGGACCUAUUGGAAAAUAUUGCUCAAGAAUUAGAAUUCGAUUUUAGAUUGUACAUAGUCGCAGAUGGACUUUUUGGUUCCAGAACUAUUAUAAGAAACUCCAGGGGCAGAAGGGACGUCGGAAAGAAAUUUUUGAGUGGUGACAAGAAAGAAAGAGGGAAAAUCCUUUUAUAUGCAGAAGAAUUCUCUGAGGUCGAUAGCGAUGAAGUCGACGUAAAGUGGAAUGGGAUUGUGGGAGAUUUAGUGUCCGGAGCAGCUCACAUGUCCUUCGCAGCUCUGAGCGUAUCCAGCGCCCGAAGCGAAGUUAUAGACUUCAGCUCCCCGUAUUUUUUCAGCGGGGUAUCUUUUUUAGCGGCUCCCCAACAGAAGUCCGAGAUCCCGCUCAUGGCCUUUCUGCUGCCCUUCUCGCCGGAGUUAUGGAUUGCCAUUUUCACAAGCCUAAACAUAACCGCCAUCGCCGUCGCCAUAUACGAGUGGCUGAGCCCCUUCGGCCUGAAUCCCUGGGGUCGCCAGCGGUCCAAGAACUUCAGCAUGAGUUCAGCUCUCUGGGUAAUGUGGGGAUUGUUGUGCGGCCACCUCGUUGCCUUCAAAGCCCCCAAGAGUUGGCCGAAUAAGUUUUUAAUCAACGUCUGGGGCGGUUUUUCUGUGAUCUUCGUCGCCAGUUACACUGCGAACAUCGCUGCUCUGAUCGCUGGACUUUUCUUCCACAACACCUACAGCAAUUACCACGAUAGAAGCCUCCUGAGCCAGAAAGUAGGGGCUCCAAGAGCUUCGGCAGCCGAAUAUUACGUCCAAAAGGCCAACCAAAUGCUGUGGGAGCACAUGCACAAGUAUUCCCUGGAGAACGUAGAGGAAGGAGUGGAAAGACUGCGAAAUGGCUCAUUAGAUAUUCUAAUUGCCGACACCCCAAUACUCGACUAUUACCGAGCUACGGACCAUGGGUGUAAGCUGCAGAAGAUCGGUGACACCAUAAACGAGGACACUUACGCGAUAGGAAUGACAAAGGGCUUCCCUCUUCAGGAUAGUAUUUCGGCAGUGAUAGCCAAAUACUCCAGCAAUGGGUAUAUGGAUAUCCUGCAAGAGAAAUGGUACGGCGGUCUACCAUGCUUCAAAUUGGCCACGGAAAUAGCGCAGCCGAGACCCCUGGGGGUCGCCGCGGUCACAGGAGUGUUUAUUCUGCUUGGCGUAGGCAUCGCCCUAGGACUAAUAAUACUAUUGGUGGAACAUCUGUUUUUUAGAUACACGCUACCCAUCCUUAGGGAUAAGCCAAAGGGAAGUAUCUGGCGCAGCAGGAAUAUUAUGUUCUUCAGUCAGAAGCUAUAUCGGUUCAUCAAUUGCGUGGAGUUGGUCUCACCGCACCACGCCGCCAGGGAACUGGUCCACACUAUUAGACAAGGACAAAUCACCAGCCUCUUCCAGAAAAGCAUUAAAAGGAAGGAACACGAACAGCGCAGGCGAAGAAAGAGCAAAGCGCAAUUCUUCGAGAUGAUCCAGGAAAUAAGGAGCACUAUUCGCAGGCAACAGCAGGAAGAGAGGGAGCCGCCCUUGGAGUCCGUGACAGAAGACGACUCCGAAUAUCAGCUGUCCCCGGAGGAGAAAAAGUCGAAAUUGAGCCCGAGCAUUAUCCGUAGAACUUUCCUGAGGACGAGUCCGAAAGCGGAUAAUAGUGGAAAAAUUAAAUCUCCAACUACGUACUUUAAUAAGCAGCUGUUUAGCCCUCGCUCUAAAAAUAAAGCCAAGAGUUCCACCACCCUGAACGUGAGGCGAUUCAGCACCGACAGCGUUUUUAAUUCGCAAACUUUGAAAUUAGAUCACAGCAGCGCCGUCGGGAGGAGAUUAAGCAAGGACGCUUCCACAUUUUUGACGAGCUCGCCGCCUGAUGUAAAUAGCAGGCGAUCGAGCUACUUAGACAUUAUUAGUUCGGGAAAUAAACUAUCGGGCAAAAGUCCCAUCCUAUCUAUAGAGAACUUAUCGGACUGCAGUUCAGCGAAAUAUUCGGAACCUUUGAGGAAACUUUCAGACUCCGAGAGCAUAGGUAGAAAGUUAGCCACUUUACCCAAGUAUCGCGAACCAAUCGACAAGCACCGCCUACAGCCGCAGUACAGUCUAACUCUAGGCAAGAGCGACGAAACUUUAAGUAAAACGGAAAAACCGGAACAGGUAUCGGCUGCCAGAAGUUUCAACAACAUUUCAGAAACUAAUUCAAACUAUAAUAUCGAACAUAAGAGCAAUUUAUCAGACGACGAGAUAGCUAGGAGAAACAAGCAGACUAUCGAACAACUUCAAAAUGUCUUAACUAAGAGCAUUACAAAGCCUAGUAAACGAGUAAACGACAAUAAUUCGAAGCAGAACACCAACCCUCAGAUUAGAAUACAAAUUGAGGAUACAACCAAGACGGAACAGCGCAAUCCACCUUUGUCGAGGAGAAACAAAACGCGGCACCAGAGCUUAGGAGAUGCGACUACAACCGUGCAGUCGAAUACAUCAGAAGUCACAAAACGAAACAAACUGACAGAGCAGAGUAAGUCUCUAGAUGGCAGUAACCCAUCAACGAAGGAAAAAUCAAGGUCUAGGUCCCGACUGAGAGAAGACGAUCUACCCCCAGCGCCUCCCCCGCCCAACUGCUCCCCAAGAAACUCAAAUGGACGAUCGCCACUCGAAAGGUUAUCAAAGGAUGAACUUGUUCUUCUUUGGAGGAGUUCGGAGUCAGAGCUGCGGAGCCACCUGCUCAAAGCGAUAAGGGAUAAGGAGGAACCAUCCGACCCACCUUGA
Messenger RNA from Anoplophora glabripennis (Asian longhorned beetle), 3349 nucleotides. Its product is annotated as glutamate receptor ionotropic, NMDA 3B-like. Lineage: Eukaryota; Metazoa; Arthropoda; Insecta; Coleoptera; Cerambycidae. The record is from RefSeq and is a predicted model, not a curated record. Gene Ontology annotation, biological process: ionotropic glutamate receptor signaling pathway; synaptic transmission, glutamatergic; monoatomic ion transport. Gene Ontology annotation, cellular component: postsynaptic membrane; plasma membrane. Gene Ontology annotation, molecular function: NMDA glutamate receptor activity; transmitter-gated monoatomic ion channel activity involved in regulation of postsynaptic membrane potential. The annotation marks the transcript as partial. The transcript has 11 exons.